AUGUUUGUGAUUAUUUCUGUGUGGGUUGCCCCACCCCUCUCUUUUUCCCUCUCUUUCUCUCGCCCCGUGUUUUGUUUGCGUGUUCGGAAAAAGUUAGUCCCACUAGUCAGUCUAUCUAUCUAUCUAGCUAGCACGUUAUGUAUGUCAUUUUGCUCAUGUAUGUCUGUCUAUCUAUCUAUCUAUCUAUCUAUCUAUUUGUUAUUCCGCUUCUAUCUAUCUAUCUAUCUAUCUAUCUAUCUAUCUAUCUCUUUCCUUAUCUAUCUACCUGCUAUUCUGCUCAUUUCUUUUUUCUAUCUAUCUAUCUAUCUAUCUAUCUAUCUAUCUAUCUAUCUCUAUUCCUCCCUCGUUUCCUCUCUCUUUUUAAUAUUUGUCCCGUUUUCUAUCGUUUAUGUCUUUCGCCAUCCCUCCUACUAUUUUCGUUUAAAUUUUAUGACUCCUACUCCGUUGUCGUCUUCCCCACUUUUCUUCUUCAUUUUUUAA
Molecule: messenger RNA, 480 nt
Organism: Acanthosepion pharaonis
Lineage: Eukaryota; Metazoa; Mollusca; Cephalopoda; Sepiida; Sepiidae
Source: the annotation of a GenBank genome assembly